GAGAAAGUUACACUCACAGCAUUGUUACACCAUUAUAGAAAAAAAAGAAAAGAUGGGCUAUGAGGUCGACUUGGCAUUCAUCCAGCCGUUGGAGCAAAGGCCCAAACUAUCCAUCAAUGAGGCUGAGUCAAUCCCGUUGAUUGAUCUUUCUCCGUUGAAUUCACCGAAUUCCGACGAUCCGAAAGCCAUCGCCGGCCUUGUUGCACAGAUAGGGGCUGCCUGCAGUGAGUGGGGCUUCUUCCAAGUGAUCAACCAUGGUGUGCCAUGGGAUCUAAGACGAAGAGUGGAAUCAGCGUCGAAGAAGUUCUUCGAUUUGCCUCUUGAAGAGAAACGAAAAGUGCAGCGAGAUGAGGUGAAUCCGAUGGGCUACUAUGACACAGAGCAUACUAAGAAUGUGAGGGAUUGGAAAGAGGUGUUUGAUUUCGCGGCCGAAGAUCCAACGUUCAUCCCAGUUUUUAAUAAGCCAGGGGCCCACGAAAUUAAGUUGCCAUCGAAUCAAUGGCCCGAGUACCCUCCAGAAUUCAGAGAAGCUUGCACCGAAUACUCAAGAGGUGUGCAAAAACUCGCAUUUAAGUUGCUUGAGCUCAUCUCAUUGAGCUUAAACUUACCGCGUAAACGGUUGAACGGCUUCUUCGAAGAACAAACUACCUUUCUCCGCCUCAACCAUUACCCUCCAUGUCCUUCGCCACACCUUGCUCUUGGUGUAGGUCGCCACAAGGAUUCCGGUGCCUUGACGGUCCUUGCUCAGGAUGAUGUUGGAGGGCUUGAAGUAAAGCGAAAGAUUGAUGGUGAGUGGAUUAGGGUGAAGCCAGUCCCGGAUUCUUACAUCAUUAACGUUGGGGACAUUAUUCAGGUUUGGAGCAAUGACAAGUACGAAAGCGUGGAGCACAGGGUGGUGGUAAAUGAGGAGCGUGAGAGGUUCUCCAUCCCUCUUUUCUUCAACCCUGCACAAUAUGUGGUGGUGAAGCCAUUGGAGGAGCUGAUAAACGAGGAAAACCCUCCUAAAUUUAAGGAAUAUAGUUGGGGGGACUUCUUUAAGGCCAGGGUGAAUAGUAAUUUCAAGAAGAUGGAUGUUGAGAAUGUUCAGGUGGAUCACUUCAAGAUAUCUGUAUAAUCAAAACCCUAGUGUUCUACGUACUUAUGUUGCAUUGUUAGAAAAUGUUGCUACUAUGAUGUGUAUGAUGAGUAUAUAUGGACUGUUUACUAAGUACAUGUUAUUCUCA
Messenger RNA from Magnolia sinica, 1223 nucleotides. RefSeq names its product protein DMR6-LIKE OXYGENASE 2-like. The transcript has 3 exons. NCBI's taxonomy places the organism in Eukaryota, Viridiplantae, Streptophyta, Magnoliopsida, Magnoliales, Magnoliaceae. Bases 53 to 1114 code for a protein of 353 amino acids. The record is from RefSeq and is a predicted model, not a curated record. Gene Ontology annotation, molecular function: dioxygenase activity.